GCCUCGCGCGCACGCCGCCCCGCCCCGCCCGGCGCGCACGCCUCCCGGCCCUCGCCGCCUGCCGCCCUUCCUCCCCGAUCCCUCAGCUGCGCAGCCCCCAGACUCGCUCGCCAGUGGAGGGACCCGGGACGAGCCAGAGCGCGCUGUUAGCCUGAGGAAGCCGGGGGAGACCCGCUGGGCCGGGCAGAGCCGUCAAGAAUAGCGGAGCCUGCCCCGCACGCCCGGGAGCGAAGUGAGAGCGAGGCAGAGUUACGUGAGGCAGCGCAGAGUAAGUGGGCUCGGGUCCGACUCGAGGUCGGGCUCGGGACCGAGACUGGUGGGCCAGGCCCCCGAGCCGGCGUUACCCCCGGUCUGAGGAGCACCGAGCGGACACAGAGGGACGGACCGAGCAAGGACUCAUGGCCUCGCCAUUCCUGCCCGCGGGGGCCACCACGGGCGACAGCGGCGGCGAGCUGAGCUCGGGGGACGACUCCGGUGAUGUAGAAUCCCUCCAGAGCCCCGAGACCGAGGCGUCCGGGAGCCUGACCGAGCUCUUUGAGAAGGCUGCAGCGCACCUCCAAGGCCUGGUUCAAGUGGCCAGCAGGGAGCAGCUCUUGUACCUGUAUGCUAGGUACAAGCAGGUCAAAGUUGGAAAUUGUAAUACUCCUAAACCAAGCUUCUUUGAUUUUGAAGGAAAGCAAAAAUGGGAAGCAUGGAAAGCCCUUGGUGAUUCAAGCCCCAGUCAAGCAAUGCAGGAAUACAUUGCAGUAGUUAAGAAAUUAGAUCCAGGUUGGAAUCCUCAGUUACCUGAGAAGAAAGGAAAAGAAGCAAAUACCGGUUUUGGUGGCCCCGUUGUUAGUUCUCUGUAUCAUGAAGAAAUCAUCAGGGAAGAAGACAAAAACAUAUUUGAUUACUGCAGGGAAAACAACAUUGACCAUAUAACCAAAGUCAUCAAAUCGAAAAAUAUGGAUGUGAAUAUGAAAGAUGAAGAGGGCAGAACUCUACUCCAUUGGGCGUGUGAUCGAGGACAUAAAGAACUAGUCACAGUCUUGCUACAAUAUAGAGCUGAUAUUAACUGCCAGGACAAUGAAGGUCAAACAGCUCUACAUUAUGAGAUGUGUUGAGUAAGAAGUUGCUGCGGCCAAGAUCAAAGAGGUUUUUGCCUGCUUUCUCCUCGAGGAUUUUGAUGGCUUCCUGUCUUACAUUGAGGUCUUUCAUCCAUUUUGAGUUUAUUUUGUGUGUGGUGUAAGAAAGUGGUCCAGGUUCAUUCUUUUGCAUGUUGCUGUCCAGUUUUCCCAGCACCACUUGCUGAAGAGACUGUCUUUAUUCCAUUGGAUAUUCUUUCUUGCUUUGUCAAAGAUUAGGUGGCCAUACAUUUCUGGGUCCAUUUCUGGGUUCUCUAUUCUGUUCCAUUGAUCUGAGUGUCUGUUCUUGUGCCAUUUUUUUUUAAACCACUGACCAAGAUUUUAACAACAUACAUAGACUGCAGUUUUCUCACUGAUCACCACACUGGGGGGAAGCUUUUUUUAAAGAGACAUUGGCCAGAAAGUUGGACUCUGACCUAUUUGGCCUCUGAUUCUGCUGCAGGGCAGAAAUGAACCCACAUGUUCAAUUCUGUAUGACUAGUGCUAUCUUUUCAUAUGCAUUUAGUUUUUUUGACUUUUCAGGCUGUUUUCAUGGGCAUUGUUUAAUCUGUCAUCCCUCCAUUAUAACCCUAUUAAAGUGGGGUAGUGUCUGUUAAGUCCACUUAUACAAGAAUGAAUUGAAAAUACAAGCAGGUUACUUCAAUUGCCCACGAUCACAGAGUAGUAGAGCCACAGUUAGGACCAAGUCUACAAAAUCGCAGUCCUUUUUAUUAGACCACAAAACUCAUGUAAGUGUUCAAGCUCUUCCUUCAUUCCAUCCACAGAUACUUUUUGAGAGCCCACUGAAUAACAGACACUGUUCCAGGCCACUGUCACUCCCUUUUCCCCUUAUCAUGGAUAUUUAGAAUUACUCCCAUGAUGUUAUCUCAAGGUAUUGCAUGAGGUAACUUUAAAAGUCUGAUAGAAAUUCAUAAAUUACUUAUGAAAAACUAAAUAUUUUAAACCUACUAUAACUAUGUCUCUAAUAAAGAUGUAAGAAUCCAGCCAACUGGCCACACAUUGUUCUCUCUUAGGCUUGUCAGGUAGACGGAUAACAACCAAAGUAUAAUAUCUGGAAUUGUAUCUAUUAUAUCUUUUUUUUUUUAAUGUUUCAGCAUUUUCCAGCUAAAAGGUGGCUAUAAUCAAGUGAACCUUUCUAUUAAAUAGGUAUUUCUUAGCUUCCUGCCAGGUUUAACUGCUUGGCUAUGGCUUAUUAUCCCAUGUACAGUACGGCAUCUCUGAGGAUUAAUGAGCAAGGUGCAGGAUGGUAGCAGAGCUGAGCUUGGGUUGCAGAAGGGGUUAGUGCCUAGGCUAAUGAAUGCUUCACUUGAACAUGAAGACUUUCAAAUGUUUAUUUAAUAUUUAACAGUUGAAACAUGAAAGCUUUCAUCAAAUUUCAAGUCCCCUAGAAAUCCCCCUCACAAAUAAAUGUUUAUCACAGAAUAGGUAUGUAACCCAUGAGCCACAAUUUAGUAACAUUGAGUUUAAAUAUUUGUGAGUGAGGGGCACCUGGGUGGCUCAGUCGGUUAAGCGACUGACUUCAGCUCAGGUCAUGAUCUCACAGUUUGUGGAUUUUGAGCCCCACAGCGGGCUCUGUGCUGACAGCUCAGAGCCUGGAGUCUGCUUCUGAUUCUGUGUCUCCCUCUCUCUCUGCACCUCCCCAACGUGUGCUCUGUCUCUCUCAAAAAUAAAUAAACAUGUAAAAAUUUAAAUAUUUAUGAGUGAAUUUCAAAUCCCAAUUCCUAAGGUAUUUGGAGUUAAAUGUUUUAAUAGUAGUUAUAAUACUGUAUUUGAUCCAUUCUAAGACACACUUUUUUUUUUGGUUAGUGAUACAUAAACCAAUGUGUCCUUUUUAAAAAAUUUUUCUUAAUGUUUAUUUAUUUUUGAGAGAGAGAGAGAGAGACAGCGCAAGCAGGGGAGGGGCAGGCUCCAGGUUCUGAGCUGUCAGCACAGAGCCCGAUGCAGGGCUCAAACCCACGAACCGCGAGAUCGUGACCUGAGCUGAAGUCAGACCCUUAAUUGACUGAACCACCCAGGCACCCCGACUAAUAUGUCUUAAAAUGAAUACAUCUUAGCUUUAAUGCCAGAACAGUAGUUACACCUUUUGUACAAGACUGUGCACACAAGCAUCUUAAUUGAACCUCAGAAUAAUUGUAAAAGUAGAAAUAUUUGGUAUUUUCUCUGGCAAACGAGGGAAUUGAAACUCAGAACUUUUAGGGAAAUUGUCCAAGGUCAUAUAAGUAGAAACAGUAAGCGUGCUCAUCUUUUUAUAGGCUUUAUUAUAUUUAAAGCACUUCAGUAUGCAUGAUCUUAUUUUUUUUUUUUUCAGAAUCAGGGUGAUUAAGCCUUGUGACACCAAGUCAAAACGUUUUCCCUGCACCUCAUUAUUAGGAUAAGCCACAGUGGAAACAAAAGCAACCAUACUCAAAGGUACAUUGAUAAUCCAGCCUUGGAGCGCCUGGGUGGCACCUGAGUGGCUCAGUAGGUUAAGCGUCCCACUUCAGCUCAGGUCAUGAUCUCAGUUCGUGAGUUUGAGCCCCGCGGGCUCUGUGCUGGCAGCUCAUGGCCUGGAGUCUGCUUAGGAUUCUUUCUCCAGCUCUCUCUGCCCCUCCCCUGUUGGCGCUCUGUGUCUCAAAAAUAAACCUCAAAAAAAUUUAUUUUUUAAAUAAGCCUCUUCGUGGAUUUUAUCUGUAAACAUUGGACUUUAUCCUUAUGACAUAAAAAGCUUUCAGUGCAGUCUGUUGUGCUCGUGUGAUUUGAAAAAUUAUCAUUGGGGCUUUACCAUAAGCAUCUUUAUUAUUUUAGCAACCUUUCACAAUUUCUUCAUCAGAGAGAUUUUGGGUGAAAGUAUAGUGAUUAUCAGACCGAACAAGAAAGCUUCCUUGUCUUCCUCACCUAAUGUUUAUUAUGCACUGAGUGUGAUCAGUUUUUCAAAUGUGCAUUAAUUGGCAUUACACUAAAGGAUUGAACAGGGAAAGCUCUGUAUCCUCAUCUUUACUCACUUAUCCUUGAAAUAUGCUUGUCAUGGUCCUCCCUGGAAAGCAGAAAUUUAAUGGUUUGUUCACCAGAGUUAUUAGGAGUGCGUGGUUUUUUAUUUACUAUUUUUACUUUUAUAUGUACAUUCUUUAAAACUUUCUUUUCUGUGUUUUGUUAUAUCACUUCCUUUGGCACAGUUACACAUGUCAUUAUUUUGCAUUUUUUUACUGUGUCUUCUUUGGGGAUUCAUGUACUGAAGUCACUUUUGAGGGCGUAUCGCUUCCUCCAGCAAUAGGAAGCCUCCAGGCCCUAAAAACUAGAUCAGAAUAUUCAUAAGGUGCAUGCUAGUUUAUACCAAGACAGAAUCUUCCUUGCUGAUAUAUUCUUCAUACAUGGCCUUAGAAAGAAUGAACAUGAGUUUGCAAUGGAACACCGAGGUUAAAAACCAGAUGGGAAACAUCCUAGGAGCUGCCCCCCCCCCCCCGCUGUAACAUUCAUUGCCUCAUGGUGGAACCCAGUGCCCUCAGUGU
Messenger RNA from Acinonyx jubatus (cheetah), 4609 nucleotides. RefSeq names its product acyl-CoA binding domain containing 6 (gene ACBD6). Gene Ontology annotation, molecular function: fatty-acyl-CoA binding; protein binding. The transcript has 8 exons. The record is from RefSeq and is a predicted model, not a curated record. Bases 399 to 1103 code for a protein of 234 amino acids. NCBI's taxonomy places the organism in Eukaryota, Metazoa, Chordata, Mammalia, Carnivora, Felidae.